Molecule: messenger RNA, 1712 nt
Organism: Lactuca saligna
Lineage: Eukaryota; Viridiplantae; Streptophyta; Magnoliopsida; Asterales; Asteraceae
Source: the annotation of a GenBank genome assembly
AUUAGAACGAAUACUAGGGACUAAUCCAAAAUAAAUAAUUAUAUCAAGAGUACUACUCGAUAUAUCGACGUUCACCGUUGAAUUAUCAACAUCACUGGAACAGUUUGCGGGUGCAAUGGAGCCGGCGGUGGUGAAACUGAAAGCUAUUGAAGCAACACCGGAGACAUUCAGAGAUUUCGGACAAGUGAUUCAGGCGUCGCCGGACGGCGACGAGUUCGGUCCUCACGAUGCUCAACUCGACCUCUCCCAAGGCACUCCUAGAUUCUACAUCAUGAACCUUGAAGCUCGGCCCCUAAAAUUCUCGACAAUAACACAUCAUGCUAGUGUGACCCAGUGCUUGGGUUCAAUCGGCGGUGGUGUUUGGUAUCUCGGAGUUGCAAAGUCAUCCAUAGUCGAUCCAAAUGUUGAAUUAGACAAGAAGAGUCCGAACAUUUUGCAAUCACGAAGUGGUCACUUCUUUAUACCUCCCGCCGUUGACGGUGUUCACGUCUUCAAAAUCACCGGUCCAAAAUUCCUGAAGCUUCACCGGGGAACUUGGCAUGCCGGUCCUUUGUUUAAGCCGGACUCCAUGGAUUUCUACAAUCUUGAACUCACCAAUACUAAUGUGGUGGAUCAUACAACCCAUGAUUUCAAGAAGGAAAACGCAACUGUAUUUGUGAUAGAUGAUGAGUAGACAAUUUGAUUUGAUUUGUAUGAAAUAUGUAUGAAUACUCAGCUUUUCUUAAAGCAAAACAGUAUAAUAAAAUAAGAAUGAAAACAAAACAUACAAAUUUAUAAUGAAACAAAUCCUAAUUUACUUAUCUUCACUCGAAACACCACCUACACCCACCCCUUUCGCAAGACUAACAUACUUCAACACAAGUUCCUUAUAUCGAUCUAACAAAUCUUCCACGUCACCAACUGUCAAAUCACCCGCUUCCGAAUACAAAUACGGAAAAUUCCGAAACUCUUCAAUUCCAUUUCCGUCUUUUACAAUCAUAUCCGCCCCUUUAUUCUCCAAAUCUGAAACCGAUAAGUUCUUUUUCACCGAUGAUACUUCCUUUUCCUUAUCUUUUUCUUUUUCGUUUUCCUUUUCGGUUGUCGAUUCGCUAUUCUCAGAUGACAUACUUUGACCAAUGUUUUGACCGGUAGUGUAAUCGGUGGAUAGGCCAUGAAUAAGUGCUUGAGCGGAUUCCAUAUUCUUCUGAAACUCGGUUUCAUCCAUGGAAAGCGCUUUGGCAUCUAUGUUUGUAACAAAGGCUUCAGCAGACAACAUGUUUGUAAAGAAAUAAGCCGCUUCUCCAACUAGUCUGGAUUCGCAUCUGAAUCGUUGAAUAUACAACAAAUUGGAAUGCAAUUGAGGAGGGUUUGCUUUUAUGGUAACAUAGAUUAAAACCGGGAGAAACUCAUCCGCUCCAGGAGGGUUUUCAUUAGCAGCAACCGAAGCAUUAAGCAACAAGUUACUAAUAACUUUACAGCAACUAAGUAUGCAAACAAGUUUAUCUCGUGGGGCUUUAUAGAUAUUGAUUUUUUGAAGCUCCUUUUGAGCGAGGAUCCACGAGGUUUCGUUUUGGUAUGUUGGUUGGAUAUCUAAGUGUUCGGGUUUGAUGAAUUGUUGGAGAAGAGAUAAUUUUUGGUGGAGAUUUUCAUCUUGUUUGAUGUCGUGUUGGUGUGAGGCGAAGACACGGGGGAAUAAUUUUGUCAUGAUGUAUUUUUCAAGGCCUUCGCCUGCG